Molecule: messenger RNA, 1663 nt
Organism: Drosophila serrata
Lineage: Eukaryota; Metazoa; Arthropoda; Insecta; Diptera; Drosophilidae
Product: integral membrane protein 2B
Biological process (GO): negative regulation of amyloid precursor protein biosynthetic process
Cellular component (GO): extracellular exosome; plasma membrane; Golgi apparatus
Molecular function (GO): amyloid-beta binding
Source: RefSeq, a predicted model, not a curated record
GCUCAUCGAUAGGCUUCGUUCGUCACUGAGUACAAACAUCAAUUGCGCACCAACUUUUCAGUAAAAACAAACAGAGUCGGAUUAUUCGAACGGAAGACAAACACCGAGGAGCAGCCAUGACAAUUCUGGGCAAAUUGCGGGGAGAGAUCAAGGACCAGGAGAAGGUGCCACUGCCUAUGAACCUCAACGAUGAGGCACUGCUGCACCAUGGCUCGUUAAUCGCACCCAAAGUCGCCUAUAGCGACACCGAAGCCGAUGCAGAGUCCAUGGUCUUUAACCGGCCACAGCACCAUUGCUUGAAAUCCUUUCUCCUGUUCCUCAUCGCCGUCGUGGUGAUGCUAAUGGGCGUUCUGGGCGGCUGGACGUUGUACCGCUUGUACGCCCCCUCGCAUGCCAGCAUGCGAUACCAUGCCCUGUGCGAGAUUCCCUAUCCCGAGGACUCGAUGGAGCAGCCAAGGAUUUACCAGCGCAGCGACGAGCCCUUCGCCCUGAACUGGCGCGCCCUGUUGCCGCAGUUCGGACCCCUGCCGGAUAGCAGCUCAGCCCUUGACGAGAACAGCAACUAUUUCCGCGAGGAAAUCGAACUGGACGGCGAGACCGACGACGAUGGCUAUGCCAGGGUUGAUGUCCCCGACUUUAAGGAUGGACGACGAGGCAGGUUCAUGCACGAUUUCAAGGAGAACCAGUCGGCCAUCAUCGACACCACCACCGGCAGGUGCUUCAUCAUGCCGCUGGACAGGGAGACCACCCUGCCGCCCACCAGCUUUGUGGACCUUAUGAAGAAGAUGGGCACUGGCUACUACAACAUCGAUACGGAGCGUGUGCGUCGCCAGAUGCGCGUGGUCACGCCCCGCAUAACCGAUCUCUCGCUCAUCUCGGAGCGGAUUGCCAACGAGUGCUACGAUAUGAAGGUCUAUCAAAUGGAGAAGUUCAUCUCGGGCGUCUCGAAGCGUUCAGCCGACCCCUUGCCCGAUGCCGGAAAGUAUGCCGAGUUCAUGGGCAAGGGCGUCAUCGAAUACGAUCUGGCCAACAUAGCAGAAGUGGAGGCCUAUGAGGCCAACGAGAAGGAGCAUCGCGCUUGAGCGACUGGCCGAAGGAGGAUCUUUUAAGCUACAACACCCCCAUAUAUAUGGAAGAAUACACACAACCUAAACCUAAACCUAAACCUAAACCUAAACCAAUUAUUAAUUAGAAUCGAUUUAUACAUACAUAUAACGGGCGCGCGGAGAUCUAUCAGUCCCGAGAUCUAGGAUCUGGAACCUGUCAUCAUCAUCUAGCGAAUGGAAUCGCUUAAGAUCCUAGUAGAGAAUUGUAAACAAAAAAUGUACCUAUAGAACGCAAUCAAAAGCGAUCGACGAAAUUUGUGACAAAUACGAUAGAGCGAAAGCAAGGAUGGGGAGCGGAUCGGAUCGGAUGACGGAUAUCGGAACACACUGCAGCAUUCCAAGUACAUAUUUUAUAUAGAAGUAUGCUCCUUUAACUACAUAUUCUAACAAGUAACGAGUAUAGAUCGAAGCUAUUUACAUGGAGCAAACCCAGCAGCAUCCAAAAUCUAAAAUCCCAACCAUGAGCCGAAAGAAACUAUCAUCGGAAACAACAAAUUAAUCUAAAUGUUCUUUAAACUUAAUUAAAAAUGUAUUAAACGCGAAUUUGUGAUCUUUAA